AUGACCUCCAAGAUCGGAGCGAAGCCAAGACUCGGCCUCGGAGGUGGACCGGGAGCCGUACGCGCGCCAACAAAGACACAGUCAGCAUCCGGAAUUGCUCCUCCAUCGGGUAUGGAGGGGGCUUUCCGGGCCGGUGGUGUCGGACGUCCGACCAGCAUGAGGGCCCCGGGUGGCAAUGGCCUGGGACUGAAGGCCUCGGCGGGGAGCAGAAUCGGCGGGCUUGGUGGCGGUUUGGGUCACGGAAGGGCCCAGAGCGCCACGACAUCAGGGCCAAAUGGCGUGAGUGGAUUGCCGCGGCCUGGGUCAGGAAUGGGAUUGAGAGGUAGCGGGACCUUGGGUGGUGGUGGUACGGGUGGCUAUCGGGGACACUGA
Molecule: messenger RNA, 372 nt
Organism: Sordaria macrospora k-hell
Lineage: Eukaryota; Fungi; Ascomycota; Sordariomycetes; Sordariales; Sordariaceae
Source: RefSeq, a predicted model, not a curated record